AUGGAGACUUUGCUGGCGCAUUCGUUUGACUACCUCUCCUCGUACGAGCCAAGCAAAGUUCGCAAGGGAUUACGCCAGGUCGAAGGUCUUCUCGCACAGAUAUGUUUAUCCAAGUCGAAACAGCCGCCGUCUGACAAACGGAGGUCGCUACUAUCCUUCGGAGCUCCACAACCAAUUCCCAAGGCCCUGGUAGAGCUUAAAGACGACCCCGCUUUCAGAGAAUUUUUCAAACUACAAGAAGGGUUCCAAUGGAAUGUGGCAAUGCGCCUGGUAGCGUGCCUGGAGCACCUCCUUGGCCGAGGAAGUAAUGGCACCAACGACCUACUCAUUGUCUCCACCCUCGACUUAAUCCAGGGCGCACUUCUUCUCCACCCUCCGUCGAGGACACUAUUUGCGCGAGAAAUCUACAUGAAUCUGCUGCUUGACCUCCUGGAUCCGAUCAACUGCCCAGCCAUCCAGUCCGCGACCCUCCUCACUCUGGUAACUGCCCUGUUGGACCAUCCGGCGAAUACCCGCACGUUUGAGGAACUUGAUGGGCUACUCACUGUGACGUCGCUCUUCAAACAGCGCGCAACCUCGCGCGAAGUGAAGCUCAAAUUGGUGGAAUUUUUAUACUUCUAUCUGAUGCCGGAAACACCGCUGAUUCUGACUGGCGCGGUGGUCAGUGCGCCUAAUACUGCGAUGGCGGGCCAUCAGCGCAGUCCAACGAAGCUUGCGGCCCCGGCGUCGAGAAGCGUCCACACUUCUUCCCAGACCCAUGGGAAGGGGCACCGAGAUACGCGCACGACAGAUGAGAAGCAAACCUUGUUAGGGAGAUACCUAAACAAUGUGGAGGACCUAGUGGAGGAUCUCAAGGAAACUGCGCCCUUUGGAGCGACGGUCUGCUAG
Molecule: messenger RNA, 888 nt
Organism: Aspergillus tanneri
Lineage: Eukaryota; Fungi; Ascomycota; Eurotiomycetes; Eurotiales; Aspergillaceae
Product: cell division control protein 14
Exons: 2
Coding region: 1-888 (295 amino acids)
Source: RefSeq, a predicted model, not a curated record